GGUAUUUUCUUCAUUUUUUCAUUCUCUAAUUAUCUUCAUACUGAUGAUAUACAGAUAGUGGUGGAUCAGAGAAACAUAAUGUCAGAUGCAACGAGUAGAGAAAGGACUAAACAAACCGAAGAAGAGCUGAAUAACUGGCUGCCGAUUACUGCAAAUCGAGAAGCCAAAUGGUGGUAUUCUGCCUUUCACAAUGUCACUGCAAUGGUUGGUGCUGGUGUUCUUGGAUUACCUUACGCCAUGUCCCAACUUGGCUGGGUGCCAGGAAUUAUUGGCAUAACGUUGUCUUGGUUGAUCACAUUGUAUACAUUGUGGCAAUUAGUUGAGUUACAUGAAGACGUACCAGGGAAGAGGUUCGAUCGAUACCCUGAACUUGGCGAACAUGCAUUUGGCCCCAAGUUAGGAUAUUGGAUCGUCAUGCCUCAACAACUUGCUGUUCAAGUUGCAACCAAUAUUGUUUACAUGGUCACAGGUGGAAAAUCAUUAAAGAAGACGUGGGAUUUGAUGAUUCCACAUCUGGCUAAUGUUCGAAAAACUUAUUUUAUCUUGAUUUUUGCUGCCGUUCAGUUAUGUCUUUCUCAAAUUCCAAAUUUCAAUUCAUUGAAAGCUAUCUCAUUACUUGCCGCAGUCAUGUCCUUUAGUUACUCAGCAAUAGCUUGUAUCACAUGUAUAAUUUUUGGUGUAAAGAAUCACCAUGUAAGUACACCGAGUUAUGCAGUACGAGGAAAGACAACAGCGGGAAUAGUUUUCGAUGUUUUCAACGCCAUUGGGACAAUUGCAUUCUCAUUUGCAGGACACAGUGUAGUUCUGGAGAUUCAAGCAACCAUACCUUCAACACCCGAGAAACCGUCAACUAAACCAAUGUGGAAGGGUGUUGUGGUCGCAUAUUUGAUAGUAGCCCUUUGCUACUUCCCAGUUGCUAUCGCAGGGUUUUGGGCAUAUGGUAAUGCGGUUGAAGAUGAUGUUCUUAUUUCUUUAGAACAUCCUCCGUGGCUGAUCUCUCUCGCAAACUUUAUGGUGUUCUUGCACGUUGUUGGCAGCUGGCAGGUUUUCGCUAUGCCCGUCUUUGAUAUGCUGGAAGCGUACUUGGUGAAGAAUUUAAAUUUCACACCUGGUACUCCACUUAGAAUCAUUGGUCGCAGUGGAUAUGUUGUUAUAACUGCAUUCAUUGGCAUCUGCAUCCCUUUCUUUGGCGGGUUGUUAGGAUUCUUUGGAGGACUUAUAUUUGCUCCUAUUUCAUAUUUCAUUCCUUGUAUCAUGUGGCAAAUUCUUCGCAAGCCUAAAAGAUGGAGCUUCCAUUGGUUCGCUUGUUGGAUAUCCAAUGUGCUUGGCGUGCUUAUCAUGGUUCUUUCACCAAUCGGCGGAACUCGAGAAAUUGUUCUUUCAUUCAAAUCUUACAAGUUCUUUUCUUAAGUGCAUUAUCUGACAAAGGGAAGGUGGAUCUCACUGCGAGAGUUCAUUAAGAAGGAUGUCUCCAGAUUGGGAACAAUGCUCAGAGCCUCGAAGAACAAAUUUAGAUUAUGCCGAACAUUCUAAGUUUAGUUUUAUUUACAGAGCUUGAGAACCUUUUGCUAGGCCGUAAUAAGACUUUGCAUAAACUUAAAUUUUUUGUUUUGUUUCCCCUGUAAUAGGUGAGUGAGUUAGGUAGAGUGCAACAUGGAGGACUGUUUCUAUUUUUUCAGUUUGUUAGUUUGCGGAAUUUUCAAGUUAGUUAUUACACUGCGCAUCUCUAUUUCAGUAUAUAGUUGAGGGUUUGAGAUGAACGUGUCAGGUUCAAGGCUUCUUUUUGAGGAAGCUGUGCACGGCUGCGCAUAGGCCUGCACAUUGUUUACUUAACACGCCUAAGAAACGGGAAUUUGUUUCUCAUUAUUACUCUUACUGCAAUUAUUAGUCAAGAAUAAAAUAUGUAAAUUCGUACCAGCUGGUACAGAAUAUGUCAAAGACACAGUAUCGUG
Papaver somniferum (opium poppy) is the source of this 1952-nucleotide messenger RNA. Its product is annotated as lysine histidine transporter-like 5. The transcript has 9 exons. The record is from RefSeq and is a predicted model, not a curated record. Gene Ontology annotation, cellular component: plasma membrane. NCBI's taxonomy places the organism in Eukaryota, Viridiplantae, Streptophyta, Magnoliopsida, Ranunculales, Papaveraceae. The coding region runs from base 79 to 1410 and encodes 443 amino acids.